AUGUCGAAAAUUGUACCGUGGCUUAAUACCGCGGAGUGGAUAAGUGUAUAUGAAAAUCUUUACUCUAAAUCAAAUCAAAAGGAUGCUUUAAACAGUCUAUUAAUUUGGAAAGCAAGAUGUCCGUCCUUGCCGUCUGGUAUAGAAUCUACUCUUACAUUACUUGAAGUUUAUAUUCAGGAUGGUUUAUAUAAUAUCAAUGAGGAUGACCAGCUUUUACGUUUGGCAUAUUCUUCUGCUAUUAUGAGAUUUGUCAAUCACAUGUUGGAUGCGGAUACAGCUAAAGGUCAUAGCUUGUAUCAAGCGGCUCAAAACCGGGGGGUGCCUGAUUGGAUUAUAGAUUUAAGACAUGACACAGCACACAGCAAUAAUUUGCCAUCUCUUGAAUUACUAAGAGAAGCAACGACAAUCUGUCUACAAUGGCUGCAUGAUAAUUAUUGGGUAUUACACAAGGAUGUAUUGAAGGCUUGUAUCAUUGACAAAACUGCAUCUGUACCUACCGGUCAGAAUGAGAAUAUAGCAGGAUUAAUAAAUUUUUGUACUACAUUGAGUUUCUGUUGUCAUUCCUUUACUAAACUUUCUGAAGUGCCUCAACAAAUGCAACAGUCGCUACUGAAUGAUGCUCGAGAUAUGUUUGGUGAUAAAUUAAAGUUAAUAAAACCUAGUAAAAUCAACUUUAUAAUACUCAAGCAAUUAUUUAAUUCUUAUUCCAAAAAAAUCUUAAAAAAUGUUGAUAAGAAACAAAUAAUCAACCUGAUCUUCGGCAAGGAGUCCUUAUUUUUGUCCACUAAGGUAUAUACUGCCAUGAGCCAAAAAAGGAUAACAAAACACCUUAAUAAAGAAUAUGUUAAAAGUUUUGAAGUCUUCUUGGAUUUUUUGAUCUUACAUGAUAUACUUGAAGAUUUUAUAUUAGAGUUAAUAAAAAUCACAGAAGGUCAAGGUGAUAGAGAAACAUUGAAGCUUACUGCACAAUGGGUAUCAGAAAUUUUGUGUGCUUUAUGUAAAACACAAACGUUCUUAGAGAAGUCCGCAGAGAAAAAAAUCAAUAUAAAGGACAGGAAAAAUAAGGAAUUAAGAUCUCUAUUUUGUCAUUGGUUUCCUAAUGAGAAAUCUAAUAAUUUGUUACUCAACUUAAGUUCACCAGUGCCAUCAGGAUUACAAGACAUAAAUUUGCUUCGCCCCAUAAUUUCUACUUACAAUCCUUAUUUAAGUUACUUUAUAAAUCCUAUUCUCAGUUUAGUGAAGCCAAAAUUACCAAAACAAAUUGUGGAUAAUAUAUGUCAAUUGGUUGAGCUGAUAUCUGCACCAGAAAAAUUUACAGCACAUUCUAAUAAAAUAUACACCAUGGAGGAUGUUAUACAAAAUAAUACAAUGGACAGUGACAAGGGCUUUGAGGCUGAAAGCAGUGAUCAAGAAAUUGGAGAGGAAUGUGAACAAUUUGGUAUUUGGAAAAGGACUACUUUCGAUCCUUUGUGGUCGUCAUGCCCCAUUGGCAUGCUACCGUGGCAGAAACAUCAAUCAGACUCCAUGGAAUUGGACUGA
Molecule: messenger RNA, 1539 nt
Organism: Leptosia nina
Lineage: Eukaryota; Metazoa; Arthropoda; Insecta; Lepidoptera; Pieridae
Source: the annotation of a GenBank genome assembly